CCGGACAGCUAUCAGGUCAUCUACCUCAAGGUGCCACGCCGCGUCGGGAACCUGGACCCCUCCGUGCUGCACUUCGGCGGCCACGCGUGCACCGUGCUCGAGGUGAACGCCAGCAGCAACAGCUCCUCGUACUCGCACCUGCCGGCCGCACACAGCAAGCUCAACUUCGUCUACUUCUACUCCUUCCUGGCCGGGCUGUUCGUCAUGGAGGCCAUCUUCAUCGCCGCCGGGUAUCUGUUCGUGUUCCGAGCGGACACGGCGGCGCGGCGGAUCCGCGACCAAGGGUACAGCCUGGUGCUCGACCACUUCAAAAGGUUCACGUACGACGAGCUGUCGGCGGCGACCUGCGAGUUCAGCGAUGAGAUCGGGAGGAGCGCGUUGGGGGCUAUUUACAAGGGUGUCUUGGAUGACGGCCGGAGCGUCACAGUGACAAGGCUGGAGGAGGUGAUGCAGGCCGACGAGGUGUUCCGGUCGGAGUUGAGCGCCAUAGGGCGAAUCAACCACAUGAACCUCGUCAGGAUAUGGGGCUUCUGCUCCGAGCACUCGCACCGGCUCCUCGUCUCAGAGCACGUCGACAACGGCUCGCUCGACAAGGCCCUCUUCCUCCGCGGCGCGUCGUUGGGGUGGCACGCGAGGUACGGGAUCGCCGUCGGCGUCGCCAAGGGGCUGGCAUACCUCCACCACGAGUGCCUUGAGUGGAUCGUGCACUGCGACGUGAAGCCCGAGAACAUCAUGCUGGGCGCCGACCUGGAGCCCAAGAUCGCCGACUUCGGGCUCGCGGAGCUGCUGAGCCGCUCCCGGGUGCAGGGUACCAGGGGGUACAUCGCACCGGAGAUGGCGCUGAACCUUCCCAUAACGGGCAAGGCCGAUGUGUUCAGCUUCGGCGUCGUGCUGCUGGAGCUGCUCCGUGGGCAGAGGGUGUGCGACUGGGCGGUGGAUGGAGGAGAUGAGGAGGUGCUGCGCAUGGACUUCCGGCGGCGCGUCGCGCUGCUUAGGGAGGAGACGAGAGAUUUGCAGGAGGCGUGGCUGGAGGAGUUCGUCGACGCGCGGCUGCACGGCGAUUUCAGCUACCUGCAGGCAGCCACAAUGCUGGAGUUAGCGGUGUUGUGCGUGGACGACGAUCCGAGAAGGAGGCCUAGCAUGGACGCCGUCGUGCAAACGCUCCUCUCGACACAGGAUGUCAUGCCGACGUCCGUGCGUCAUGCCCAUGCGGCGUCUCCUGACCAAGAGAUCAGUCACAUCGAUCCCAUGGUCUAAACGUCACACGAUUACCAUCUAAUUAAGAGCAUCCAGAACAAACACAUAGCAAAAGUGAACCCCUAAACGUCUACGGAAGGGUUCAGUUACGUCCGCGGACAGCGACUGGUCACCCUCAUCACAACCACACUCUUCAUUUGACGAUUUCCAUUUUCAUACAAAGCCAUGUAACAUCCAUGAUCUACGUACAUAGAACAUUGUAGGAAGUAGCAAACUAGCCAAUUACCACCUACACUACUAGUCAUGAGAUAUGUCGAUGACGUCCGUGUCAUCGAUCCCAUGGUCUAAACUUCACACGAUUUGCAUCUAAGAGCAUCCAGAACCACACAUAGCAAAAGUGAACCCCUGUUGGCGGAGUAAGCGCAUGUGUAGCCCGAGUGCGAUCCUUAAAUCGCAGCCGUACAAGCCACUGCCGCACCACCCCGACGGCCCGGCGGAUCAGCCCGGCCCCCACUACGCCCUUCGCAACUCGGUGGCCGACGUCGCCAUCGAUGUGGACGACGACUGGCUCUACAGUAGCGACGUCUACAACGACGAUGACUAGGCGGCAUGGGCGACGUGGGCGACGCGUGG
Molecule: messenger RNA, 1830 nt
Organism: Triticum dicoccoides
Lineage: Eukaryota; Viridiplantae; Streptophyta; Magnoliopsida; Poales; Poaceae
Product: putative receptor protein kinase ZmPK1
Exons: 1
Biological process (GO): protein phosphorylation
Molecular function (GO): ATP binding; protein kinase activity
Source: RefSeq, a predicted model, not a curated record